Labrus bergylta (ballan wrasse) is the source of this 1862-nucleotide messenger RNA. RefSeq names its product synapse differentiation-inducing gene protein 1-like. Lineage: Eukaryota; Metazoa; Chordata; Actinopteri; Labriformes; Labridae. Gene Ontology annotation, cellular component: intracellular membrane-bounded organelle; membrane. The record is from RefSeq and is a predicted model, not a curated record.
AAUCAGCCAGCAUGUGAGACACAAUUCUGGAGGAAGGCGCCCAGGCAACACGAGGAGAGAGUUUGGAAAUGUCAAAUCCGUGGUCUGUGUUGGAGUUCUCAGCACGCCGCACACACCCAAUCAGUUACAGGAAGUAAGCUGAGCCUCUGUCGGAGUUGUUUGGAGCUUGAGCUCGGUGCCACACUGUGCGUAAAAUCUACCUGUCAGACGCAGCAGCGGUGCCAUGGCGGGGAGAGCUCUGCGAACAAAGUCCGUUCUUCCCGCACGCGCGGACUAACUUCCUUAUUCACGGAUGCCAUAUGUUAUAUGUUGUGCUACCAUGGUUGUUUACCUAAACUGAUAACGUGAAGUAUGGGAAAGGAGGGUCUGUCCGUCUCAAUCGAGUCAGUUUUCGCCGAGGAACGAUGCUGAACAAAGCUGCGGAAGGAUUUUGCAUCACAGCCUCCAGACUGCCAAAUCAUUGUUGGACCUCCCGCUUUGAUCCCCUAGACGUUUGAGCCUGCCAUCAUGGAGAGCCUGAGUGAGCUCCAGAACCCCCUGCUUGACAAAACCAGACACAACGACUACCAGGGCUACCAGUGUGACUACCCGAGCCAGCCUUACCAGGACAGCCUCAUCGGCUACUACUACACGGAGACUAAUGGCAAGAAGACUCAACAGUUCCUGGAUGCUACCUCCCUGCAUUUGGCUGUGGAGGCCUUUUACAGACCAAACUUUAUCCUGUACAAGGACGACAUAAGUCUGCACAGCAAGGACUCCAAGAGCGAGAGCUUUGAGACCACGUUCACAGAGAGUAAGGACAUCGUGGUGGAUGGAGUUUCCACGGAGAUAAACCUGGCCAGCACACAAGGAGAGAAGGACGAAAAGAUCCAGACUGUGUCGUACGACGUGGAGGAGGAGCAGGGUCCCGAGUACGAGAGUGACAGCUCCAGUGACAGUGAAAGCGAGGACAACUUCAUCGUAUUGCCCCCUCGGGACUACCUGGGCCUCGCCAUCUUUUCCAUGCUCUGCUGCUUCUGGCCCUUGGGCAUCGUUGCCUUUUACUACUCUCACAAGACUGGCAAGGCCAUCUCUAAGGGAGACUUCUCCAGAGCAGGAAUGAGCUCAAGAAGAGCCCUGUUCCUGGCUGCUCUCUCCAUCACAGUCGGGACUGGGAUGUAUGUGGGGGUGGUGGUGGCCCUCAUAGCCUACCUGUCCAAACCUGGACAUGUAUAACACUGAAGCUGGUCAGAAAGAGAGAAAGACAAGGCAAAGACGGUUGGGAAAGAAAAAGAACGAGUUGAAUAGAUCUCUUCAACUCCCCUGAAGGUGGGGGCUGUCUGCAAAAAGAAAAGACAAAGAAAACAAGGUGAGGUGAUAGAGCAUUACUUGGACUGCAUAUCGAUCAGACUGAAACAGUUCCACCGAGGUAUUCCACAACAACAAGACAAAAAGAGUAGACUGUGCAGAGAAAGAUGAAUGCUCUUCCACAAAGACUGCUGUACCUACAUGAAAAAACUCUGCUCAUUAAAUUGAAGAACUACCUACCUUUUACCAUAGUCGUUGACAGCAGUUUUAUUUUACCUUAAUAGUAGCUGUAUUCUCUGUCAGUGCUAUAACAUAUUGUGUAUUAUUGUGAAUUAAUUUCUUGGAAAAACAGAAAAACAGUCAGCCAGUGGGUUUUUAUGUGAUUGCUUUCCAAGGAAUAUACCAGAAAUUCAUCCAGACCUCAAACAGAGAGAAGUGGACACUUUAUAGAGAGUAUAAAGGUGAUUGUCACAUUGUACGUCACAUGAAGUUGCAAUCAAUUGUCAGGACGUUUACUUUUGUUUAUUGUGUGCUGUAAAUAUAGUCAAUAAAUACAUUUGGCAUGAAUAAUGAGA